Molecule: messenger RNA, 1334 nt
Organism: Dreissena polymorpha
Lineage: Eukaryota; Metazoa; Mollusca; Bivalvia; Myida; Dreissenidae
Product: DNA polymerase lambda-like
Biological process (GO): double-strand break repair via nonhomologous end joining
Cellular component (GO): nucleus
Molecular function (GO): DNA-directed DNA polymerase activity; DNA binding
Source: RefSeq, a predicted model, not a curated record
AAUGAGCCUUCCGAAUUUGGGAAAGCGUCUUGCUGAGAAGAUAUGGGAGAUUGUCGAAAGUGGAGAUCCGGAGUUCAAAUCUAGCGAAGAGAUCCGGGUCAUUGAGAUGUUUAAGGAUGUUUGGGGUGCAGGGCCACAUACAGCGCGAACCUGGUACCAGCAGGGACUUCGCACCCUCGAAGACCUUCGAACCAAGACAAAUCUUACCCAUCAACAGAACGUUGGCCUUCGGUGUUACCAUGAUUUCCUUGAUAGGAUGCCGCGAGCAGAGGCAGCAGAAAUAGAGAAAGUGAUGGUUGAGGCAGCUGAAAGCCUUCAGGAAGGGGUCCUAGCCCAGGCCUGCGGCUCCUACAGGCGCGGGAAGGCAACGUGCGGGGACGUGGACGUGCAGGUCACCUAUCCCGAUGGCAAGUCUCACAGGGGAUUGUUCGGCAAACUGCUGGCCAAACUGAAGAAAGAUGGAUUUCUGACGGGCGACCUUGUCACGGCUGAAGAUAACGGCAACCAGAAGAAAUACCUUGGCGUUUGCAAGUUGCCAGGAGAGAACAGCAAGGGGACAUAAAAGAUCUACGAAGGUACGCCAGUGCCACCCCCACGGAAGAAUCGGUGUUUAUAAAAAUGGGAAUCCCUUUAAGACCCCCAGAAGAAAAGGACCAUUAACUGUUGCUACGAAAACUCGGAGAUGAAACGAUAUAUAUUUUAUAAUUGGUUGAGAAUCUACGACGUGUAGUAUUAAGUUAUUGGCGGUUAGCUGGAAAUUGCAUCCUUAAUUUUCAUUGCUAACCUUUUUACGCCUACCCCAUCGUCAGUCGAUUUCUUUGAUUUGUUUGUUUACGAUUCCAAAAAUCUUGACACUUGAAUUAUAAAACCAACAUGCUUUUAAUGUAUUGUUCAUCAAUAGUAAAGAAUAAGUUUCAGUUAUAUGUCUGCAUUUGUCACAUGUUUUGUGUUUGGACCUGCUAUAAAUAAUAUCGUGAUCAAAAGCCUAUUGACUAGCUUUUGUUAAAUUUAGAUUCAUAUAGAUCAUUUUGGUCUGUAUUCCGUAAAACGCAAUGUUUGGAGCAUUGCGAUUUGCGUCUGUAUGCACACAAAUGUUAAUUUAUUUUUGUUAUUUAUUUAAAAUGAAUUCAAUUUUAUGUCGAAUAUUUUUUAUACAAGUUGUGAGAUAGAUGUCAAUAUAUGCUAAAUGUUGUAAUUAUGCAUUUACUGUAUUCAAUUAUUAAUUGUAUUUGUGUUGUUAUGUGCAAUAUAUUUAUGAUGCUUUCACAUAACAAUUUAUACGUGAUAUUUAAUGUGACAUCCUUAUAGUUAUACAGUCAUUGUUAAUUUUUGUG